UGCUAUUUGGCCACUGCGCACUACUUCUCACUGUGCACUACUUUCCGAGCACCCACUGCCUCUGCCAGUAGACUCAGCUGCUCCAUCUUCUUCGUACAGGGCUCAUUAAGGUCGCCUCCUCGCCGCAGUUCAGAAGAUCAUCAUGACUCAAAUUGAGAGCAAUGACACCACUCAAACUGACUACGAGGACAUGCCUGGGGGUCCUGGAGCACCCAUCCCAAUUUCUCAGUUGGUGGGCGUUGCAGGAUUGACUGAACGAGACAUCAAAUUGGUGACAGAGGGCGGUUACCAUACAGUCGAGUCUAUUGCAUACACGCCGCGCAGGCAAUUAGAACAGAUCAAAGGCAUAUCGGAGGCAAAGGCUUCCAAACUAUUGAACGAAGCAAUGAAACUGGUGCCCAUGGGCUUCACGACCGCCACCGAGAUGCAUGCCCGAAGGAGCGACCUGAUCUCGAUAACCACCGGCUCGAAGAACCUGGACCGACUGUUAGGCGGUGGCAUUGAGACGGGCUCCAUCACCGAGAUCUUUGGCGAGUUCCGCACAGGCAAGAGUCAGAUUUGUCACACAAUGGCGGUUACAUGCCAGUUGCCUUUCGAUAUGGGUGGUGGAGAAGGGAAAUGUUUGUACAUCGACACCGAAGGCACCUUUCGACCCAUACGUUUGCUGUCAGUAGCACAGCGAUAUGGCCUCGAAGGCGAAGAGGUGCUUGACAAUGUCGCCUAUGCUCGGGCGUACAAUUCUGAGCAUCAGCUACAACUGCUCCAGCAAGCGUCGCAGAUGAUGUGUGAAACCCGGUUUUCCUUGCUGAUUGUUGAUUCAGCGACUUCGUUGUACCGAACAGAUUACAACGGCAGAGGAGAACUCUCAUCACGACAGUCACACAUGGCCAAGUUCCUGCGCACGCUCCAGAGACUCGCGGACGAGUUUGGCAUCGCCGUGGUCAUCACCAACCAAGUAGUUGCACAAGUGGACGGCGGACCCAGCGCCAUGUUCAACCCAGACCCGAAGAAGCCCAUCGGCGGCAACAUUAUUGCACAUGCCAGCACCACCAGACUAAGCUUGAAGAAAGGUCGAGGCGAGACUCGGAUCUGCAAGAUCUACGACAGUCCAUGUUUGCCUGAGAGCGACACGCUGUUUGCCAUUUAUGACAGUGGAAUUGGCGAUCCUCAACCCAAGGACGACAAGGAAUAAGAAGGGCAAGGUUUAUGUCCACGAUUGAAAAUUCAUGCAUAUGAGCAGGUGGUAUGAUGUACAGCUAUCAGCAGCGGCGCAAGGGAAGUCGUUUAAUGUCUAAGUAUCGCUAGCCAUAGAGCGAGCAUCGAAAGGGGUCAAGAGGCGCACAAUGGUUAUUGGCAAACUGGGCACAAGCGCCGAAUUCCCCCAGAAUGCAACACCCAGCUGAAAGGCGAAGCUAAAGAAUGUCAAGAACGAGUCCCGGGUAACUAUGAAGCAGCAGGCGUGCAUAAGGAUGAAAGUUAAGCAUUGUGGCUGAUGGCUAUCACGGUGGCUCGGGCAAAUGAGAGAGGGGCCUUGUGCGAUGGAUGCCAGCUAAUGAGCCGUGAAAUUUCAGGUUUUGGGAGGAAUGUUACCUGUCGGAGCCCGUCUGUGGCGAGCCAAGGUGGUAGGGGAUCGACGGAGAAGAAUCGUGCUGGUGGCGCUGUAGGGACGGCCUGCCCCGAGAGAUUCGGUAGAGGAGCGCAUCCGAAGCCUACGCCUAUACCCCGAAUAUUGUUCACAGUCCAUAAUGCCAGGUAGGCACGGAGUAUAUGGAAAGGCAAUUAAUUGUACGAG
Molecule: messenger RNA, 1792 nt
Organism: Cladophialophora immunda
Lineage: Eukaryota; Fungi; Ascomycota; Eurotiomycetes; Chaetothyriales; Herpotrichiellaceae
Product: DNA repair protein rhp51
Exons: 4
Coding region: 143-1192 (349 amino acids)
Biological process (GO): mitotic recombination-dependent replication fork processing; DNA strand invasion; double-strand break repair via homologous recombination
Cellular component (GO): condensed nuclear chromosome
Molecular function (GO): double-stranded DNA binding; ATP hydrolysis activity; ATP-dependent DNA damage sensor activity
Source: RefSeq, a predicted model, not a curated record